GGAAAUUUCCGUUGUCACGAGCGCCUGGGAGGCAGUCCAGUGGAGCGCUGUUCCGGCGUCUCACUGAGCGAUUCGAUCAGAUCUUGACCGAGUCACACUCGUAAUGCAGUCCAGCAUCGCGGCACGCGCUCGCGUCUCCGCUACCAGCGGGAAGUCGCUCUCGGCUAAGGUCCAGAUGCGCGGCAUGGCGGUGACGACCCGCCCCGCCGUACUUGCCAAACGCUCAGUGCGUGCUUGCGGCGCUCGCGCGUCCGCCAGCGUCUACACCGUGCAGAGGAACGAUAAUCUUUGGAACAUCGCGAACAAGUACGGCGUGAGCCUGGAUGAUCUCAAGCGUGUCAACUCCACCACGCUGGGCGGCAACUACGACGUCAUCUUUCCCGGCACUCAGCUGGUCAUCCCCGGCGGUAUGAAGAAGAGCUCGCCCGUCCCGUCGUUCGCGAGGCCGGCCUCGAGCAGCUCCUACAACAACUACUCUGCCUCGGUUGCGCCGGCUUCCAGACCGGCACCCAGGUCCUCCAGCAAAACCGGCAUCGGGCUCGUCACUGCGGGUGCGUUCUUCAUCGCGCUAGCUGUCGGCAUCAUGGUCUUCAAGGACGACGAUGGGGCCCAGGAGAGUGCGGAAGGGCGCUACGACGACCAGGGCAACUGGAUCCCCACUGGAUACGAGGGCCAGGGAUAUUACGACCCGGCGGGUAACUGGGUGUGGGUUCAGCAAGGGCCCUCAAGUAGCCAGGGCUGGGGGCAGGGAUACCAGAGCGGCUGGGAUGAGGCGCCGCAGCAGCAGCAACAGAGCGGCGGCCAGUGGAACCAGAGGUAUUGAGUUUGUAGAGUAGAAUUCCGUCGGACAGUUUGAGUUGUAAAUACUUUUAAGUGCCUUUC
Molecule: messenger RNA, 882 nt
Organism: Micromonas commoda
Lineage: Eukaryota; Viridiplantae; Chlorophyta; Mamiellophyceae; Mamiellales; Mamiellaceae
Exons: 2
Coding region: 185-823 (212 amino acids)
Source: RefSeq, a predicted model, not a curated record